Messenger RNA from Clonostachys rhizophaga, 2799 nucleotides. The record is from the annotation of a GenBank genome assembly. Lineage: Eukaryota; Fungi; Ascomycota; Sordariomycetes; Hypocreales; Bionectriaceae.
AUGCCACCUCAUGUGCCCCGGAAGCGCAUGCGCGAAUCGUCGCCUGAUGAAACUACAAAGAGCAGCAAAAAGGGGAAGCCCAAUCCACGCACCUCACGCUCUGCUGGCCGUCGCAAAGCAUCCUUGUAUGAUGCGCUUGAUGCGACCUCCACACCCCAAUCAUCUAAAAACAACUUUUUAGACGGUAUAGAAGAGGGGAAAGACGAAAGUGAGAGCUCUUUGUCUUCGCUUUCAGAUGCCGAUUUCGAGGAUGUUCCAUCUGCAAAGGUCGAAAAGCCACCACCAGAGUCAGAUGAGGAAGAGGACAUCGAAUUCGAAGAUGUGGCUGCUCCAAAAGAUACCGCCUCCGACGUCCCAGUCGUUUCGGGUGACUUGGAGCUAACUCUGAACAGAGAUACCCGCAUCUCACUCGUGAAUGCGUACGGGGACAAGAAGGGGCCGACAAAGCGUGAGAAGAAGGUUCGCAUAGCUACCCACGGCCUUCACGUCUUGCUUCUGCUCUGGCACAAUGCGAUUCGCAACUCAUGGGUCUGCGAUGAAGAAGUCCAGGCUACUAUGAUCUCGCAUCUUCCACCUGGACUGUGGGCGGAAGUUGAUCGUUGGAGGAGGCAUAGCGGCCUUGAGAAACCACCACCAGUCAAACCUAUUUCCGCAAAGUCGAAGGGCAAGAAAAAGUCAAAGGGAAGAGCUUCUAAAGAAGGCAGCUCCCGAGACUGGGGUUCGGCUUCCGAGCGACUGGAGGAUGGAAAGGUUGAUAUGAGCCACGGCGAUCCGCUCUUCCGGUUGAUGCAGACCUUGGUCAGUUGGUGGAGGCAAAGGUUCCGCGCAUCGGCUCCUGGUCUUCGCAAAUGGGGUUACAUGUCUCUUGAACGUUUAGACCGUUUGACGAAAGCCCAUAAAGAGAAUUCAUCUGACCCUGAGCGCUUCGGUGAAAAGCUGUCGUCAAUCGAAGAAUUCCGAGAAUGUGCCCGAAACUGUCGCGGGAGUAGAGAUGUUGGGUCUCAAUUAUUCACUGCCCUUCUUCGAGGACUUGGACUUGAAGCACGCAUGGUUGCCAAUCUCCAGACACUCGGAUUUGGUUGGAGCAAGCUGGAAGAUGCAGAAUUAGAAGACGAGGAAGGGCCCAGCACUGAAAAUUCUUCGCCUAAAAAAGUUCCCAAAGUCAAGCCAACUAAAUCAAAGGCUACGGCCUCCAGGAGCGGCAGGGGUACCACUCGAGCACGAUCAAGCAAGAAGAAUCAGGCGAACCCCAUCGUCAUAGACGACUCUGAUGAACUCGAUCUAGAAUACAAGGACUCGGAUGACGAAUCAGUUAUGGAGCUGGAUAUCAGGCCUAAGGCGUCUAAGGUACCUUCCAAAAAAUAUGAUUCAGACCUUGAGUAUCCGCAUUAUUGGACAGAGGUACUUUCUCCAGUCACGAAUACUUAUUUACCAGUUGACCCGAUCGUGAAGAACAUUAUUGCAACAAACAGAGAUCUAAUAGAAACGCUUGAGCCUCGCGGAGCGAAGGCUGAGAAGGCUCGGCAGGUCAUGGCCUACAUUGUCGGUUUUUCACAGGAUGGAACCGCAAAAGAUGUGACAGUACGAUAUUUGAAGCGCCAAGUGUUGCCAGGUCGGACUAAGGGGGCGAGGAUGCCUCUAGAGAAGAUACCCAUCUACAACCGUCAUGGAAAGGUCAAGCGGUAUGAUCAUUAUGACUGGUUCAAGACGGCAAUGGCGGGGUACCGUCGAGGAAGCCGCCAAGCGCCCGUGACUGAAACGGACGAGUUGGAGGAUUCGACUGCUUUGCGGCCUGCAGAACCUGAGAAGAAACAAGUCAAGGAAGGUGCCGAGACCUUGCAGUAUUACAAACAAUCCAAGGAAUUCGUGCUACAGCGCCAUCUGAAGCGAGAGGAGGCUCUGAAGCCAGACUCCAAGCCUGUGAAAGUAUUCAAGAACAAGGCCAAAGGAGGCAAGAUGGAGGAAGAAGAUGUAUUUCUUCGUUCUGAUGUGAUCAACGUCAAGAGUGCCGAGACUUGGCACAAGCAAGGUCGAGCGCCUCUCCCGGGCGAGCUGCCUUUAAAACGAGUUCCCUACCGAGCGGCCACAAUCAAUCGUCGUCGAGAGCUUGAAGAAGCCGAAGCAAUGACGGGGAGGAAAGUUCUACAGGGCCUAUUCAGCAAAGAACAAACAGACUACAUUAUACCUCCACCGAUAAAGGAUGGCAUCAUCCCCAAGAACGAAUAUGGAAACAUUGAUCUUUUCGUUGAACAUAUGUGCCCGCAAGGGGCAGUACAUGUACCAUUUAGAGAAGCGAUCAAGGUCUGCAAAAAGAUCGGUAUUGACUAUGCCGAAGCUGUUGUGGAUUUUGAAUUCGGCCACCGCAUGGCAGUACCAGUAAUACAGGGCGUGGUUAUCGCGGAGGAGAACCAUGAGAUGCUCAUAGAAGAGUUGGAAAAGCACGAGAUCGAGCGUCAGCGAAAGGAGAACGAAAAACGUCGGAAGGCAGCCCUUGGAAAGUGGAGGAAGUUCCUCAUGGGUCUUCGAAUCGUCGAGCGGAUACGGCAAGAUUACGGAGAAAUCGACGAGAGCGUUUCGGUAUUUGGCCACAAUAAAGGGGGGCAGCCUGCGAAGGAAGCACAGUCAGGGCAGGAUGAGGAUAUGGCUGGUGGGUUUCUGCCUGAAGGGUACGAGGAGGACAUCGAGGACGAAGCAUCUUCGCACCAAGCGUCCAGUUUCUUCCCCACUGCUGCUGAGGAAGAAGAUGGCGGCGAGCAUGAUGGUUUGGUAAUGGAGAGCCACGUCGAAGAGGCAGUGUAA